AUGAUGUCGGACCCGUCCCUCGGUGGCUCGGACGGCAAUGUGCCUAACAAGCGGAAGCGCGACAGCACUGAUAGCACCGGACCCGAUGCUCAGCGGUUGAACCGUUCUUCCAACGGCAGCAACGGCAGCAUCCCCGGUCCCGAUGCGCAGGCCAACUUCGCUCAUAGCUCGCUUGGCUCCUACGAUCACCAUGGCCUGCCCAACGCUGCCUCGGAACUCAAUAUCGACCAGCAGAUCUUGCAGCACGUCGGCCCCCAGAACGGCAUCUCGGAUGACAACGCUCUGACCGCGAAAGCUGCGCUGGCCGCCCACACUCCUCAAAACAAAUACCCUCCUCCCCCCGACACGCCCUUCGACAACAACCUUACCCACGGGCUGACUUUCGGCGAUGAUAUGGGUCAGGCUAUUGGAUCCACCCACGGCCACAACUCCACCGCCGCCGCCGUGUAUGCCGCGCGCGAAGCCCAGAGCAUGAAUCAGAAACCCUCGGUGGGUUCUCCGGAGUGGCACCAGAUUCGCAAAAACAACCACAAAGAAGUGGAACGAAGACGUCGUGAGGCAAUUAACGAGGGUAUCAAUCAGAUUGCUCGCUUAGUCCCAAAUUGUGACAAGAACAAGGGUGCCAUCUUGCAGCGUGCCAUCGAGUACAUCUGCCAGCUGCACGAUGAGAAGAAGGCCAUGAGCGAGAGAUGGGAACAGAACAACAUGACCACCAGUCAUGCAAUCAAUGAGAUCAGCUCGCAAAAUUCGAAGCUGAAGGUUGAAGUCAACCGCCGUGGCGACAUCGCCACCAAGUGGCUGCAACGCUGCCGCGAUGCCGGCCUGGAUUUCGAUGACUACGAGGAAUCAAAGGAGCUCGAACCCCUUGAGGUAGAUCAGGGCCAAGUCUAA
Messenger RNA from Aspergillus melleus, 891 nucleotides. It is a transcript of the gene CBF1, whose product is annotated as putative HLH DNA binding protein (Penr2). NCBI's taxonomy places the organism in Eukaryota, Fungi, Ascomycota, Eurotiomycetes, Eurotiales, Aspergillaceae. Bases 1 to 891 code for a protein of 296 amino acids. Gene Ontology annotation, molecular function: protein dimerization activity; DNA-binding transcription factor activity. The record is from RefSeq and is a predicted model, not a curated record. The transcript is spliced from 2 exons. Gene Ontology annotation, cellular component: nucleus.